This is a messenger RNA of Tetrahymena thermophila SB210, 372 nucleotides long. Its product is annotated as transmembrane protein, putative. The transcript has a single exon. Lineage: Eukaryota; Ciliophora; Oligohymenophorea; Hymenostomatida; Tetrahymenidae. The record is from RefSeq and is a predicted model, not a curated record.
AUGCUUAAUUGGAUCUGGAUUUUUAUAAUUCAAGGUAAUUAGACUAACUUAUCUGCUGAUAAUGAUUACGUUACAUUUGCCUAAUACAACGACUGUAUGACUAAUAAGGUUAAUCACAGAGAACCUUGCACAGCUACUGCCAAUUUCUAAUAAACUAAAACAAAAGUCUAUUAAUACUUAAAUACCAAUCCUGCUUGUAUUGCUUAUAGUAAAUACGUUGAUACAGUGUUUGCUUUAAAUCAAUUAGAUUCUUCAGCUUUAAACUAAGACAAUUUAUACUAGAAUUGUCGUGCUAGUCCUGAAUUCUUAGCAAUUGUUAAAACUAGUGAUUGCCUUUACAAUUAAUUCAUUGUUCCUGAACUCAAAUUGUGA